Messenger RNA from Myripristis murdjan (pinecone soldierfish), 2122 nucleotides. RefSeq names its product calponin-3. The transcript is spliced from 7 exons. The coding region runs from base 208 to 1197 and encodes 329 amino acids. Gene Ontology annotation, biological process: actin filament organization; actomyosin structure organization. The record is from RefSeq and is a predicted model, not a curated record. Gene Ontology annotation, cellular component: actin cytoskeleton. Lineage: Eukaryota; Metazoa; Chordata; Actinopteri; Holocentriformes; Holocentridae. Gene Ontology annotation, molecular function: actin filament binding.
GCAGCGGCAGUCGGAGGAGUUUGGGCUACCAGAGAGUGCGCUCUACUCUCACUGCGCAGCGACACGGACUACUUUCCUCCUCGGACGGUGUGUUGAGGGAGCCUGAAGCGCCCGCUGGUUGUCUGGCACCGAGCUGUGCACAGGAGUGUGUUCUGCUACAUUGUAUCCACUGAGGAUUGAGACUUGGGUUUAUACACAGCGACAAAAAUGACUCAUUUCAAUAAGGGACCAGCCUACGGAUUAUCAGCAGAAGUGAGAAGCAAAAUUGCUCAAAAAUAUGACCCACAAAAGGAGGAAGAGCUCCGCUACUGGAUUGAGGAAGUUACAGGAAUGUCUAUUGGGGAAAAUUUCCAGAAAGGCUUGAAAGAUGGAGUCAUCCUGUGCGAACUGAUAAACAAACUGCAGCCCGAUUCAGUAAAGAAAAUCAACCUUUCACAACUUAACUGGCACAAGCUGGAAAACCUUGGGAAUUUCAUCAAAGCUAUCUUGGCCUAUGGCCUUAAGCCCAAUGACAUCUUUGAGGCCAAUGACCUGUUUGAAAAUGGGAACAUGACUCAAGUCCAGACCACACUGCUAGCACUUGCCAGCAUGGCAAAGACCAAAGGUAUUGACACAAAGAUUGAUAUUGGUGUGAAGUACGCAGACAAACAGGCACGACAUUUCGAUGACGAGAAGAUCAAGGCUGGUCAGUGUGUCAUUGGACUACAGAUGGGAACAAACAAAUGUGCGAGUCAAGCAGGAAUGACUGCUUAUGGAACCAGAAGACAUCUUUAUGACCCAAAAACACAGACAGACAAGCCUUACGACCAGACCACCAUCAGUCUUCAGAUGGGAACCAACAAAGGCGCCAGCCAGGCCGGCAUGUCAGCCCCAGGAACUCGCAGGGACAUCUUUGACCAGAAGGUGGCGGUGCAACCACUCGACAACUCCACCAUCUCUCUCCAGAUGGGCACCAACAAGGUCGCGUCCCAGAGGGGUAUGAGUGUGUACGGGUUAGGCCGUCAGGUCUACGACCCCAAGUACUGUGCCCCCCCAACAGAGCCGGUCAUCCACGCCAACGGCAGCCAGGGCACCGGCACCAACGGCUCGGAGAUCAGCGACAGUGACUAUCAGGCCGAGUUCCAGGAAGACGAGUACCAAGCAAGCUACCACGAUGACUACAGCGGCCAUUACAAUGACCAAGGCAUUGACUAUUAGUGGCCUUUUCUUCCACCUCCUACACAGCCGCUAGUCGGAGCAGUAUUAACAAGUGUAUUUUAUCGACAACACAACAGAGCAAGUCUUUUGCUAUCCUCACUAGUCUUCUUCUUUUUCUUUCUUUUUUUUUUUUUUUAAAUCAAAGCAUAAAGAGAAAUAUUGCCUUAAGUGCAUUCCUACUCCACCUCCCCAGCUCUUUCAUUUGAGCAGCAAUGGUUGUCAGAGGCUGUAGACAUAAGCAUAGACUUAUGAGGUACAGGGCUGAUCUGCUUUUAAAGCUUGAGAACAUUCCUUUUUAAGCCUACUGUUUUUUUUUUUUUGUUGUUGUUUUUUAUUAAGUCUUAAUUAUGGGACACUGAAGUAGCGAUAACCUUGUUGACCAGCAUUGUAGCAACAGCUAAGUUACAAUCCAACUUUUCUAUUCCUGGACUGAAAUUGUGGUGAUUCACUCAUAACAGGAAUUCCCAGGUACCAGCCCUAGCCAUAUGGGGACUGCUUUAAUGUGCAUAUCCCCUAUCUGUUCUACAUUCAUGAGACCAAUCAUAGUUUUUGGUAUGUGUUUUUCUAGAAUCAAAUUGGGUGAAAAGUUUGGAUGAAGCAGUGGCCAUCUCAACUUUUUUUUAAUUACAUUUAAUCACUGGAACAGGUAGCCUUUUUUUCUUGAAAUGAAGAGUAUGUACUUUCUGAUGGCUGUUCCAAUAGAGCAGAUGAGCAACCCAGAGUUUAGUCUAUUUUGUUUCCAUCACACAAGGCUAGUCUUAUUUGUGCUAUCACAUUUUAUUGUCCUAUUGUUUCCCUUUUGUUCCCAAUCUGUAUUUAUUGCCAUGCCUCUUAAUUGUAAACUGGUCCACUGUUACAUGGUUCUUUAUAUGGAAAAAAAAAAUGUAUGUUAUAAAUAAAGCCUUAAAUUUCUUGGUUCUCAGAA